AUGGAGACCAACGUGAAAUCAAGCCCCCAUUCGGUGAAGCAGUGGCAGCUCAGCGGCACCGACUAUGACCCGCAGCAAGUCCGGAGCCUGCGGUCCGGAACCCGCUUCAGCACCUGGACUCCUCUGAACAACAGGACGAGCAACCUGCAGUUAUUUGAGGAGAGGAUGAACCUUGUGCACCACUGGUAUGACCUGUGGACUGACAGACAGAGGAAACACCUGUUGCACUCUCUGCUCACACGCUGCACCAAGUCACAGCUUAAGUAUUGCAGGGAUUUGCUAAUCGAGACGGUUCCCGUGACUCAAGUGGACUUCACGGCGGUGCUGCCUCGGUUUCUGUCCCUGUAUGUGAUGUCAUUUCUCUCCCCUCGUGACCUCUGCUCCGCUGCCCAAGUCAGCUGGCACUGGAGGGUCCUUGCUGAGCAGGACUGUCUCUGGGCCGGCCGGUGCAUCACAAGAGGCUGGUUCCUUCCCUACUCUCCAGGAGAGAGAGAAUCUGGAGCGUGGAAGAACCACUAUGUCUCCUGCGUCUCCACGCUGGACUGGCUCACUCCCCGUGAGGCGGCCGAGCAGUACGGGACCCUCAACCUACAAAGCACAGGGAUGACGGAGGAGGAGGAAGAGAGGCGCAAGGAGAGGAGGAUCAGGCAGAUGAUCAGAGACAAACUACAGGAGGAGAAAAGACAAUCUAUGAGAACCAGGAGAGCCUGGGGCAGCUACGCAAAGCCAGAAGGAGCCAGAGGUGGAAGUGCUGAGACAGGGAGGCUCAGCUCUGGAAGAACAUUCAGCUCUUGGCCCUCUAUCUCCUGGCCUCCAAGGACUGUUGGGUCUCCCAGCCUCUGGUCUAGCCUGGACAGGGGACAGCCCAUGACUACAGCUCAGAGCUUGGAGAGAGUCCAAGCUUCCAGUCCUAGCAGUGAAAGACUGAGCAAAGCCAGUGCAGCACUGUCCUCCUUCACCAGCAGACCUGCGCUGCCCCACACAGUUUCACCCAUCCAUCUGACCACUCCUUCCCUCUUACUGCUGAUCUCCAACAGAAUUCCUGCCUACGAGCUUGUGCUGAGUGGCGUGAAAGCAGGAGUGGUUGUGGUUCUGUACGACCACAGAGGGACACUCUCAGCUCUGUUGACCCAGGUGGAGAGGGCCAUUUCUGGGCUGAGAGCUCAGAGACUGGGCCUACUAGCUCCAGGAGGAACGGAGGAAAUCCAUCUGCUUCACAGUAGUAGCCUGUCAGAGAGGACUCUACUGACCUCUAAACAUAGAGAAUUCUGGGAAAAGCUGGGUGGCUGGGUGGCGCCAACUGAGGAAGGAGGGGGGAUUGACAUCUUCACCCCAUUGGCUGCAUCUGCAUCAGGAGUGAGUCUCAUCCAGACUCUCUCUACUCUGACUGGUCUCGAGGUUCGGGCGCCAAUGGGUCUUGCCACCGGAAGUUUCCAGAACAUUCUGAGUGAGUGGUCUGAUGGCAGUGUGGGCACCGGACUCUUGAACCAGCAACCAGCAGCCCCGGCACUGCAGUUUGUGUGUGAGAGUGUACUCCAGGGCUGGUGCAGACAGGCUCAGUGGAUGGACGAGGCUCUGGAGGAGCUGAGGGGCUGCCUGGGGACACAGCUCCAGCGGCUCAGCCUCCAGGCCAGGGGCCGAGCUUUGGGUCACUUUCUGUGCGAGAAAAUCUGCCUUGAGGAUCUUUGUAUGUUCGAAGAUCUGAAUGAGGCUCUGACUGAGGGACUUGCUGCUCUCACAAGACAGGAAGAGGUGGAGAGUACUACCAGACCCCUGGAGUUUCUUGCCAUUUUCCUGACAAAAUGGAAGAAGGAGGGAGAAGAGUGUAGCGGAGGGGGAAAGUGGAGAAACGAAGGAGCAGAUGAUUUCUCCUCAACACCACAUACCUCACAGAAAUGCGUCGGCCUGAUACAUGAGCUACCACAGACAGCGUUGGAUUGGAGAGGUGCAGCUGCCCGAGAGCUCCACCACAGCGAGUGUCUCUAUCUGGGGAGACUGGGCGCUGUGCUGAAGGUGUACCAAGAGCCUCUUACAGCAGCUCUUAAUUCCAACAGAGCGAUCCUCAGCUACGCUGACAUCCAAAUUGUCCUCAGCCCUGUCACACAAAUACUGGAGCUCAACAGGGUGUUUCAGAUAGACUUAGAAGCCAGACUGCAGCAGUGGGGUGCAGAGCAGUGUGUUGGAGAUGUGUUUGUAAAACUGUGCUCAAAACUCAGAGUCUACACCAACUACCUCAACAACUACACCACUGCCCUCCGUACCAUCGACAAGUGCAGAGAGACGAAGCCUCCAUUUAGGGCUUUCCUGAAGAGAGCAGACAGAACUCUUGCAACUCACAUGCUGAGCCUGCAGGAGCUGCUGCUGUGUCCAGUGUGGAGAAUACAGGAGUACGUGACUCUGCUUCAAGCUCUGUCUUUCCACACACACACCGGUCACCCGGACCACACACACCUGUCCUCUGCCCUCAACACACUGCUGAGAUUCAGAGAAUUCAUACAAAAGUUAAAGCGAAACUCAGAGAGAGACAGGCUGAUGGAGGAAACGCAGCAGAUGAUCCAAGGCUGUCCGAACCUCCGUGAAGGGAACAGGCAGCUGAUAAUAACUCAGGAUGCUGCUUUGCUCAGGAGCCCUGAUGAACAGAUUCCAGACUCGCUCAGGACCUAUGAGCAGGUGUCUGACGUGGGCCUGUUCCUGUUUAACGACGCUUUGGUGCUGACGCGGCGAAAUGUACAUCACACGCCGUUCACGUUGGCUCACCAGAGCACACACACUUUCCUGGCCUCUGUGGCUCUCGGCAGCCUGGCCGUCAGAGAGAUCACACAUACACACUAUGUGUGCCAUGCCUUCGUCCUGGAGGGUCCUUGUCGUUCCUGGGUUUGUGCCACUGAAAGAGGCGAGGACAGAGAGCACUUCCUGUCUGUGCUGCGUUCAGCCAUAAACUCUGCUCUGACGGGACAUCAGUGACGGCGCCUUGGCGACACAGCGGCAAGACAAGAGGAGGUUUGGACACCACCGUUGGCCUUUGAAAAAGUUUCAUAACCCUCCUGUUGUCCUCGGGUCAAAUUUGACCCCUUUUAAAAAUGUCUAUAUCAGAAAUAUGGGUUAAUUUUUAACCAAAUUACCACAACAAAAAGGAUGGAUUCCAUACAAUGCUCUUUGCAAAUAUAAUUGAUCACUUUCAUUAAAUUUCGGGUGAAAAUUGAAAUGGUUUCAAAUCAGCCUCCUUACUAAACUCCUCCACUCAACAUACGUUCCUCUGAAAAAAAACGUAUUAUUAUUUUGACUACAAAAUAAUAAUACGUUUUUUUUUUUCUUUAACUCAUAUAUUAGGUAUAAUUGAAUAUACAUGAGGUUUAUUGACCAUGAAUUCCAAAAAAAGUAGUGUUAAACUAGCGGUAGUAAGUUGGUGUUAGUGAAAACUAAAGAAAAGUCGGAAAAAGGGACGAAAAUAUCAAGUUUCGAAAAAGGUUUUUGACCUGGGAGGACAACACAAUCCAGGAAAUCUUAAACUGCAAUUUAUUUUUCCACGCCACGAUAAGAUGUAAAGACAUAGCAGUCCUUCCACUGUUGACAUGGCGUUCUUCAGUGUGUUUCACUUCCACCCUGAAACCUCAGUUAAGUAGUUACAGAGGUAAUCCUAUAGUCAUAAUAAUUACUUAGAAGAAGAAGACAUACAUGCUGUUAGAGUUACACACAUUACACACAAACCCAAAAUACGCACACAUCCCCUGGACCUAUACAGUGAAGCACAAAUGGAGAGAUGACAAGAGUCCGCACGCAUGUCCGUACAUGGUCCGUAUGGGGACUUGAACCGGUGACCCUCUGGGUAGGUUAGGUUGGGUUGCAGUUUCAAUGAAGUUGUUUUACAGUAUGUUGAUGUGUGUUAAACAUUCUGUGAACAUCAUAUCAUAUUUGUUUCUUGUUUUUCAUUGCACCACUUGUAUUUCCAUAAUUGUUGACAUAUUGUACAUAUAACAUAA
Perca flavescens (yellow perch) is the source of this 3980-nucleotide messenger RNA. RefSeq names its product epithelial cell transforming 2 like (gene ect2l). NCBI's taxonomy places the organism in Eukaryota, Metazoa, Chordata, Actinopteri, Perciformes, Percidae. Gene Ontology annotation, molecular function: guanyl-nucleotide exchange factor activity; protein binding. Bases 1 to 2964 code for a protein of 987 amino acids. The transcript is spliced from 21 exons. The record is from RefSeq and is a predicted model, not a curated record.